AUGUCUCACUCUAUAAUCGAAGAUUUCAUAAUACCACACAUAUUGACUAUGACCACGUUGCCAUUCAAUGGAACCUCAGUCGCUCAUAAAGCUUCCGGUAACAAGACCGGACGCUUUCCAAAAGAUAAACGUAUCGUUGACGAACCUGGUUCUAAUAAAGGUAUUAGUGGGGAUUUGUCAACACACUAA
Molecule: messenger RNA, 189 nt
Organism: Funneliformis caledonium
Lineage: Eukaryota; Fungi; Glomeromycota; Glomeromycetes; Glomerales; Glomeraceae
Source: the annotation of a GenBank genome assembly